UCAAAUUUUGAUUUGUAUCUAUAAAUGAAAUCACCCCCUCAUAACACAUAUACUCCAUCAUACAUGUUUAGCAAAUGGAGAUGGUAGUUCAAAGGAUUUUUCUUAUAGUAAUUUUGGGUUUGUUUACGUUAAUCCCAAAUUAUGCAGCAAUACCUUCAACAACACAAAGAUUGAUCAAUAAGGUUAACAAAGAUGGGCCUUAUCUUGGAAUUGUGAUUCCAAACAUGUUUGAGAUGAAUCCUCUUCUUCAACACUCCCAUUUCCAAUCCACUAAUACCAUUGAUUUUGCAGGUAAGAGAUUCCGAUUUGGAACCAUACAUGAACAACAAGUUGUACUAGUCAUGACUGGCCUAGCCAUGAUAAACGCUGGCGUGACGACACAGCUACUGUUAAGCUUGUUCAACACAAAAGGAGUGGUGCACUAUGGCAUAGCUGGGAAUGCAAAUUCAUCUAUGAAUAUAGGAGAUGUCACAAUUCCUCAAUUUUUGGCACAUACAGCCCUCUGGAAUUGGCAGAGAUAUGGAGAUGGGCCAGAUGAUGAACUAGCCCUCGAACUCAAUGGAGACUACACAAGAAAUAUUGGGUACUUAAAUUUUGCAAAUUAUUCCACAAAUGUUGGUAAUUGCAGCUCCGGCGACAAUCUUUUAAACAAUGUCUGGUAUCAACCGGAAGAAAUUUUUCCGGUCGACGGGGUGCCGGAGCAACGGCAACAUGCAUUUUGGGUCCCUAUAGAUUCGUACUACCUCGAAAUCUCCAAGAAGUUAGAGGGUCUAGAAUUGGAGAAAUGUGUGAAUUCAACAACGUGUUUGUCUAUAACUCCAAAAGUGGCGAUUGUUUCAAAGGGUGCAAGUGCCAAUAUUUUCUUGGACAAUGCUUCAUAUAGAGAUUUUUUGUAUAAUAAAUUUGGAAUUAGCCUCGUGGACAUGGAGAGUGCCGCCGUGGCAUUGGUGUGCCAACAGCAGAGGGUUCCUUAUGUCGUUUUCCGGGCACUUUCCGACCUCGCUGGGGGUGGCUCAGCCGAGUCGAACGAGGCUUCCGUCUUCGCAUCGCUCGCGGCGAACAACUCGGUUGCAGUGGUGGUGGAGUUCGUUAGGAUAUUGGCUAGUAUGGAGAGGGAAUGGCAAAGUCUAAAUAUGUGAUCACUAUUUUCUUGUCACGUUAUUUAGGUCUAUAUGAUGUGAAAGUGACAAAAUUUAAAUGAUCUAUUAAACUUAGUAGUCGUUAUUGGGCUUCAUUCUCUAAGCCCAAUAUAAAAAGUUACAUAU
Molecule: messenger RNA, 1265 nt
Organism: Salvia splendens (bonfire salvia)
Lineage: Eukaryota; Viridiplantae; Streptophyta; Magnoliopsida; Lamiales; Lamiaceae
Product: bark storage protein A
Exons: 5
Coding region: 75-1139 (354 amino acids)
Biological process (GO): nucleoside metabolic process
Molecular function (GO): catalytic activity
Source: RefSeq, a predicted model, not a curated record